Molecule: messenger RNA, 443 nt
Organism: Cetraspora pellucida
Lineage: Eukaryota; Fungi; Glomeromycota; Glomeromycetes; Diversisporales; Gigasporaceae
Source: the annotation of a GenBank genome assembly
AUGGUCAAUAACGAAUUAGAUGAUAUUUUCGAAGGAGAGCUUUCUGAUGUAGACGAAAACUGCCGUGGAUGUAAAAAGCUUGAUAGAAUCCUCAGAUAUAAUAGACCUCAUAAAAUAUCCCUUCCUGAGCUUGACUUUAAGGAUAUUAAUAGAGAUACAUUAGAAGCAACAAUUUCCCUUUUAAUUCACUACCGCCUUUACGAUACUCUAGCUGAACUAAUCUCUUCUGGUAUCGUGCCAAUAGAUGGUUUAGAAAUUCCCAGUGUAGUUCAAAUCAAAAUACGAAAACAACAAAAUUCUGGAAAAAACAUUCAUGAGAUUUUCUACAAAGAGCUGGAACGGGAGAUUGGGAUGCAAAUUGAGAAAAAACAAGGAAUCGGCUGGAUGAAACUGUGCGGAGAUAUUUUGUACUUUGUGUUAGGUUGUUUUAAACAAGCAUUCAA